Nannospalax galili (Upper Galilee mountains blind mole rat) is the source of this 5521-nucleotide messenger RNA. It is a transcript of the gene Traf6, whose product is annotated as TNF receptor associated factor 6. The coding region runs from base 233 to 1825 and encodes 530 amino acids. The record is from RefSeq and is a predicted model, not a curated record. Gene Ontology annotation, molecular function: tumor necrosis factor receptor binding; zinc ion binding; ubiquitin protein ligase activity. Gene Ontology annotation, biological process: positive regulation of JNK cascade; interleukin-1-mediated signaling pathway; protein K63-linked ubiquitination. The transcript has 7 exons. NCBI's taxonomy places the organism in Eukaryota, Metazoa, Chordata, Mammalia, Rodentia, Spalacidae. Gene Ontology annotation, cellular component: plasma membrane signaling receptor complex.
CUCCCCGCCCCUCACUGCCCCCGUUGACCAGAGAAGGCGGAAGCAGUAGCGGUCCCGGCUGGGGCUGAAGGUCCCGCGGACGCAGCUGCUGCGGCCCUCGGGCUGGGAGUGUGGCGUGGGGGACGCUUGGCCUCGGAGCACGGUGUACGGCGUGCGGCGACCGCCGGAGGAGCCUUCCCCGCCCGCGGCGGCAGCCCUGCGUGCACAGCGGUCAGUUGAUAACGAAGCUACUAUGAGUCUGCUAAACUGUGAAAACAGCUGUGGGUCCAGCCAUUCAGAAAGUGACUGCUGUGCUGCCAUGGCCACCUCCUGCAGUGCUGCAGUGAAAGAUGACAGUGUGAGUGGAUCUGCCAGCACCGGGAACCUCUCGAGCUCCUUUAUGGAAGAGAUCCAAGGAUAUGACGUGGAGUUUGACCCUCCCUUGGAAAGCAAGUAUGAGUGCCCCAUCUGCUUGAUGGCAUUGCGGGAAGCCGUGCAAACACCGUGUGGCCACAGGUUCUGCAAAGCCUGCAUCAUCAAAUCCAUAAGGGAUGCGGGUCACAAAUGCCCGGUUGACAAUGAAAUACUGCUGGAAAAUCAACUGUUUCCUGACAAUUUUGCAAAGCGAGAGAUUCUUUCUCUGACGGUAAAGUGCCCAAAUGAAGGCUGUUUACACAAGAUGGAGCUGAGGCAUCUGGAGGAUCAUCAAGCACAUUGUGAAUUUGCUCUUAUGAAUUGUCCCCAGUGCCAGCGUCCCUUUCAGAAGUGCCAAUUUAAUGUUCACAUUAUUGAAGAUUGUCCCAGGAGACAGGUUUCUUGUGUAAACUGUGCUGUAUCCAUGGCAUUUGAAGAUAAAGAGAUCCAUGAUCAGAACUGUCCUUUGGCAAAUGUCAUCUGUGAAUAUUGCAAUACCAUCCUCAUUAGAGAACAGAUGCCUAAUCAUUAUGAUCUGGACUGCCCAACUGCCCCAAUCCCUUGCACAUUCAGUACUUUUGGCUGUCAUGAAGAAAUGCAGAGGAAUCACUUGGCACGGCACUUGCAAGAGAAUACACAGUUGCACAUGAGAAUGUUGGCCCAAGCUGUUCAGAAUUUAAACCUUGCUUUGCUUCCAUGUGAUGCUUCCUCUCUGCCCCGGGGAUAUCGCCCAGAGGACCCAAAUUAUGAAGAAACCAUCCAACAGUUGGAGGGUCGCCUUGUAAGACAGGACCACCAAAUCCGGGAGCUCACUGCUAAAAUGGAAACUCAGAGCAUGUAUGUAAGUGAGCUCAAACGAACUCUUCGAACACUUGAGGAAAAAGUUGCUGAAGUGGAAGCACAACAGUGCAAUGGGAUUUACAUUUGGAAGAUUGGCAACUUUGGGAUGCACUUGAAAUCACAAGAGGAGGAAAAACCUGUUGUCAUUCAUAGUCCUGGAUUCUACACAGGCAAACCUGGGUACAAACUGUGCAUGCGCCUGCACCUUCAGCUACCAACAGCUCAGCGCUGUGCAAACUAUAUAUCCCUUUUUGUUCACACAAUGCAGGGAGACUAUGACAGCCACCUCCCUUGGCCCUUCCAGGGCACAAUACGCCUUACAAUUCUUGAUCAGUCUGAAGCAGCAAUAAGGCAAAACCAUGAAGAGGUAAUGGAUGCGAAACCAGAGCUGCUUGCCUUCCAACGGCCCACAAUCCCACGGAACCCCAAAGGUUUUGGCUAUGUAACGUUUAUGCACCUGGAAGCCUUAAGACAGGGAACCUUCAUUAAGGAUGAUACAUUAUUAGUGCGUUGUGAAGUCUCUACCCGCUUUGACAUGGGUGGCCUUCGGAAGGAGGGUUUCCAGCCACGAAGUACUGAUGCAGGGGUGUAGCAUCCACUUAUUUUCAUUAGCAGACAGCAAACUGUAUGGAGAAAAAUGGUGCCUUUCCUUGCCUGGUCCCAGUAAUAAUAUUCAAAAAAGCAGUAGGAGAGAUGUGAUUCCUACCAGCAAAUGCCCUUAUUGAGGUCGCUUAACCCCUUCUUACUGUUACACAUAUCAGAGGCAGUUUUUCUUAAGAAUCUACAUGUCCUAUGUGUUUUCAGAAAUUUGGCAUUUGAGGGGCCAGAUACCACAACAGCUGUUUUAUCAGUUACUGUACCUCUUUGCCAUACUUCCAUGGGCUUUUGCUUCAGUGUGUUUUAUUCUCAGAAAGCCCAGAGUUGGAUUACUAAAGCUCAGUCUUUUAAUAAUAAUGGACUCCUUAAAAAUGCUAGGCUGUUUUUAUAGUAUUUGCUGUAAUGUAUUAAACAUGAGAAUCACUACUGCCUUGUGUUAGUGCCAUCAAGAAGAGUUACUGUCGAGUUCUCAUUUUAUUUGACCUCCUAUGGAUUUCUGAGGAUUUGAACCAUAAUCCUUAUAAAGCUUCAGUUCUCAUUUACCCCCUUUCCCUGGUGUUAACUAAGGAUAUUCAGGGACUAGUGUAAACUCUUAUUUAGUAUAAACAGUGACUGUUGAGCACUAAGUGUUUCUGACUCCCCUAUGUAUUUUGAAGUUCCAAGCAGCAGCUUCUCCAGUUUGUAAAACUGAUGUGGAUACUAACUGUUGAAUGUUACCACCCAUGUAACCUUUUCUGUGUUCAAUGCAGUGUGAUUUCCACGGCCCUGUAUAUGUCUUCUGUUGCUUACAAACGCAGAAUCACCACCAUCAAAAUUAAAAGUGAUUCAACUUGGGGCUGGAGAGAUGGCUCAGGGGGUAAGAGCACUGGCUGCUCUUGCCAAGGUUUGGUUCCCACAUGGCAACUAAAAACUGUAACUCCAGUUCCAGGGGAUCUGAUGCCCUGUUCUGGGCUCCACAGGCAUUGUUUGCAUGUGGUACACUUACAUACAUGCAGGCAAAACAUUUGUAUACAUUGAAAAAAAAAAAGUGAUUCAGUUUGUCAACCUUAAUGGUUUCUUAUUGGUGACAACAGAAACCCUUAAGAAAUUCCUAAUAACAGAAUUCUGUAAAGUUUGGAUGGUUGUUGGACAUCCAAGAGAGGUCACUAAACUAGGGUUGGAAGUCAAUGGUGGUAUCACUACUCAGUUUGCAUGGUUACCUUAGUCCAGUUCCCUUCAGGUUCUGAACAGAUUCUGUGGAAUGUACUGAAGUGGCCAAAGGUCUCUAUCACGGAAAGGUGAUUUUGUUUUGUUUGUAUUUGCUAACAGCCUGUACAUAUAAAAUAAUUGCAGAUUCUAGUUCUCAGGGAGUCCUACAAGUAGCUAUAAUAUUUGUAAGGAACCAAAGAGGCUCUGUCUACUGCUGUUUACACAAGAAUGUUUAGAGUUUCUGGUAAUAAGAAAAGAUAUUUUCUCUCUCAGGAGGCCAGAGCAGAGCUGACCAGUGUUCAGGUUUGCCCUACUUUCAAGAGGAAGAGCAAGGACCUGGUAUGGGAAGGAGUCUAGCUUUCAGUCGCAGCCAUCCCCAGCAAGUGUCAGUUUGACCGGUUCCUUUAGUUAUUUUUCCCUCUUUGCUCCCAUUUCACCCUUAAAGGUGAAGCAAAGACUUUGCUUCCCUGCCCCAUACCAGUACCACAGGCUGGUCACUGGUGACCAGUCGCUGCUUGUCCAGGCAGCUCCCGUGAGGCACCUACCUAUGGAAUCCUCAUCGCUGCUGUUCCUGUGAUUGUUUCCUAGUGGGUAAGUAAAUGGGGAGUUCCAGUGAAAAAGCAAGCAAUAGUUAUUUUUGUAUUUACAUAGAAAAAGCCCAAGGAAAAUGUACUAAAUUAUUUGAGGGCUUAUUUCUUUAUGCAUUCUUAAUUUUUUUACAGUUUCUGUAAGCAUGCAUUUUUAACAGAAGAAAAUGGUCACCACAAACAGGCUCCCCUUCCCUGACCCCUCUUGAAAAAGGAAAUAGCAUUUAAAAGCUUCCUGGUUAGAUUUCUAUUAAAAACUUGUCUGUAUUAGGUACUAAGGGUAGUCAUUUCCUUCCUUGGUUAUGGCUUCUGGGUCGGGGGAGAGGGAGUAGGUAAACUCGGCAUCUUUAAAAAAAAGUUUUUUGCCUAACUUGAAUUUUUCCCAACUUCAAGUUUCUCUUAUUUAUAAAGUGAGUUGGACUAUGUUUCUGUGAUCGGUUCCCAACCUUCAACCAUAAAAUCCUGUCUUGGGAAGUCACAUGCUAACCAGCAGAGCAUUGGCAGUAGCCGUAGGAGUAGUAGCUACCUCUGCUGACACUGGGUUCCUUGGAUCAUCAGCUGAAGCACAUCUUAAGUACUGUAACUCCCAGCAUUUUGCACUUUCUGAUAAAUUGGUUGUUAUAUGCUAAUCAUUCACUGUGAAAGCAGGGUAAAAAGAAUCAAGCUGCCAUUCAAAGACGUCUCUUAAGAUCAGCUCAGAAUCAAGUCUUAACCGUUUAGAAAGCUGGUUUCUUUAUGUGUUUUUACUCUUCUACCCUUCCUAGCAUUCAUUCACUCGGUUGGUCUACAAGCAUCUGGGUUGUGUUUAGAUUUUGUUCACCAUCUUUUAUCAGAUCUGUCUUUUGUUACCAGUCUAGAACAUUGUUAUUUUUUGUUUCUUUUUCCUCAGAUGUCCAACUUAGUGUUGUGAGAUUUUUUUUUUCCUCCAAAUCAAACGUUUUGCUACUAGAAAUCAAGUCAGAUAAUAGUCAUAGUUUGGGAAUUGAUCACUGUCCUUUGGCUGAUUCCACAGUGACUUUCUAGCUGUGCACUGGCAUUAUUCAACUUGCAGCUAGAGAAUGAGGAGUAGGAAAAAGUGAGUUAGAACACCUGGAGUGUUUUCUCCCCUCAUAAAAGUCAUUACUAAUAGAGGUAUUGGAUGGCUUCUACCAAUUGAAUUCUGUGACUGGUACAAAGUUCUCUUUCCUGGAAAUAUGAAGCAAACCAAGAAUACCUUGUGAAUUUGGCAUUCAAUUAGAAACACUCUCUUUACAGAAAAGUUGCUUGUUACUCCUUUAUCCAGAUUCCUUAAUCUCUUGUGACCAGAAAAUACUAUUCACUUAAGGGGUUUUUUAACUUAAGACUUUGAAGUAUUUGUAUUCUGUCCUAACCCAGUUCUUUUUUUGACUUGCCUUAGAUUCUGUUCAUUGUUGUAUAUAAAAUGCGAUUACUUUUGUGUAAGGGGGUGGUGAUACUAACUUUCCUGGACACCUUAAGGAAAUGAAUGGGGAGCAGUAAAGCAUUGUAUUUGUCUAUUGAACUGCUCUUUCAGUUACAGGGGCUCAUGGUCGCUGUCAUGUGUUUCAAAGUUGCUGUGAAUCUGACUAUGCCGUGGCUUGGUGCCUCUGAAUUCCCAGGAUCCAGAAAGAUAAAACCAGAUGUAAUCAGUCUCAGCAGAUUAGUACUUGGUUAUAGCCAAAGACAAGCACUUGCAAGGACAUAACCUAGUUGUCUCUCAAAAUGUCACUUAUGUCUUGAAUAUUUUAAAUUUCCCCUUUCCUCACCUCUCACCCCUGAGGAGAAAAUUCAGGUUAAUAUAAAAUAAGACCAGAAAAUAAUUCUAGUUGAAAACACCUUGUGGGGUUUCCUGCCCAACAGCAUCCCAGAAAAGGCAGCUUCCUCAGCCUCCUGGAAGCACCGAGCAACGCCAGUCCUGU